AUCUUUGAAAAAAAAACAAUAAAAAGAACAUAUUUUAUAUUCCAAAGAUUUAACGCCAAAGGAUGGGGUCGAGUCACAGUGCAUCAAGGCCUAAAAGCGGCCAACGAUCUAAUUUCAAUGUGAAACCAGAAACAUUGAUAAAUGGAGGCUCGAGCAUCUCUACAAUGGAUUCUUCACAUAGUCGUAAAAUGACAGAUGAAGAGAAAAACGCUAACAUAAAAGAGGCUGAUUAUGAGGAUGGUAGCUUAGGAAUUAUGACUCAAGCCAGGAUAGAAGAAAUAGUUGAAAAUCUAGGACAGGAUGAACUAUUUUGUGACCCUGACUUUCCAGCUGAUAGUCAAGCAUUGUUCUACAGUGAAGAUAAACAUUCCACUGGGAAGAGUAUAAUUUGGAAAAGGCCAAAGGAUUUGAUGGAAGAAUGGCAAACUCCUCAGUUAAUGAUUGAUGGGAUGACAAGAGAUGAUAUAAAGCAGGGAAUUCUGGGAGAUUGCUGGUUCCUCUCCUCAUGUGCUGCAGUGUCACAGAGACCAAAGUACAUGAAAAAG
This is a messenger RNA of Mercenaria mercenaria, 545 nucleotides long. RefSeq names its product calpain-5-like. The record is from RefSeq and is a predicted model, not a curated record. Gene Ontology annotation, molecular function: calcium-dependent cysteine-type endopeptidase activity. Gene Ontology annotation, cellular component: cytoplasm. Lineage: Eukaryota; Metazoa; Mollusca; Bivalvia; Venerida; Veneridae. The annotation marks the transcript as partial. The transcript has 3 exons. Gene Ontology annotation, biological process: proteolysis.